CACAAUGUAUAAUCAAAAUCUCGAUGCUUUUAAAUUUAAACUUUCGAGCUAUUAGCUAGUUGGCUUUUUUACAAACUUCUAUUUUUUUCAAUGUACAUAUUCUACUGCAAUUGAUUGUGCCAAAUAUUCUACAAAUUUAUAAAUAAUGUCUGAUCCUACAAUCCAAACGUUUUGCUGUCACCAUUCCGGUAAUAAAGAAGAUUUAGCAGUAAAAAUUAUGAGUGAAUUCAACACUGAAUCCUACAACACUGUGUGCUUGGUAUCAUCUUCAAUAGGAAUAUUGGGAUCGCUUUAUCAGAUUUUACCAAGACGUGAUUAUACCUCACUAAGGUUGCAAAAUUUUUCAAGUUCUCGAGGAAGACAUAUAAUAAUCUGGUUAGCAGUUGCAGAUUUAUUAGCUUCUCUAGGUGUUUUAAUACGAUCAUCACUAUGGUUACAAUUCAAAAAUAUUAUGCCGAUGCCUGAUGAUGAUGUCAGUGUUUUAUUUUGCACUUUAAUAUCAGCAUGGACGCAAUAUUUCUACACGGCAACCUGGUUUUGGACGCUAUUUUACGCAAUAGACACGUGGAACGCUAUAAGGAACUAUGAGUUUAACGCAUUCAAAUAUCACACAUUCGCGUGGGGUAUACCCGCGAUUACCACAGGUGUUGGAUUGUCAAUACUGUACAUUCCGGAUGCUACUUGCCAUAAUCUUACUUCUAUAACGAGUGCUGUGUACAGAAUUCUUCCUAACUAUUGUGCUACAUACCUACCUAUCGCUAUGGUUAUGAUAGUGAACCCUAUUAUUUAUAUGUUACUUAGCAAACAUGUUGAGUUGGCUGUGUCUAUUCCGAUGGCUCAGUUUACGAGCAAAGAGCGCAGGUUGGUGGAUGCGUUGAAGCUAAAGUUCUUUCUUAUCAAUGGUGCAUUUUACCUGUGCUGGCUCCCAAACCUUAUUAACGGACUGCUGUUGUGGACGAUGUGGUUCAAUAUGCCUGUGAAUGUUAUCAUCACCAUAUGGUAUAUAAUGGCUUUCUUAAAUCCAAUGCAGGCCUUAUUAAAUGCGAUUGUUUAUAGAAGAUGGACGUUGAGUCAGCAGAAACCAAAGUCGGUGAUGUCGAGUCCGGAAAACGAGUUGAACUUCCCCGACGAACAGUCUCCGUUGCUCGGCUCAGAGCCACCCCGACUACCGAUGACGCAUAUAGCGCCAACCAUUAACAUUUAUUCAACAAUGUGAAAAAAAAAACUUGUUUUUAAUAUUAAGUUUCAACGGCGCUCGAACAAUUAUGCUUUGAAUGGUUUUUCCUGCUUAACUCAGAUGAGCAGAUUUAUAAAAUUUAACCUAAAAUAUACAACAAAUACCAAAAUGUUGAGUACGAUCAAAUAGUA
Aricia agestis (brown argus) is the source of this 1368-nucleotide messenger RNA. RefSeq names its product G-protein coupled receptor 143-like. Gene Ontology annotation, molecular function: L-DOPA binding; L-DOPA receptor activity; L-tyrosine binding. The coding region runs from base 146 to 1216 and encodes 356 amino acids. The transcript is spliced from 7 exons. Lineage: Eukaryota; Metazoa; Arthropoda; Insecta; Lepidoptera; Lycaenidae. The record is from RefSeq and is a predicted model, not a curated record. Gene Ontology annotation, cellular component: plasma membrane; melanosome membrane. Gene Ontology annotation, biological process: melanosome organization; regulation of calcium-mediated signaling; G protein-coupled receptor signaling pathway.